CGGGACAGAUUAAAUCGCCAUGUCAGAUCCCAGCCAAGUCGCUGAUCCUGGAGAGGAACCUGGAUUGAAUAAACAGGGAACCCAAACUGCCGAACAACUGGCCGAAGUGGUCCUCAUAACGACCUCUUUUGGGGGCAUAAAGCAGAAGUUUUUUAGCUCUAAGCGAGCUCAGCACUUGCUAGACUGUAAGGGCCUGGUCUACUACCAUAUAGACGCCAACAAGGACAUUUCCAAAGCCACUGAUUUCAAGGACAUUGAGCUCUUGGACUCGUGGAAAGCCCAGAGUAUCCUCAAGUUCUCCAAAAAUGGCGAAGUCGUCCAUCUGCCUCAAGUAAUCAUAGACGGAAUUCCAAUCGGCGACGAAAAGGUUCUGCAGGACCUGGAAGAUGACGGGGACUUGGACUACAUGAUCGCCAGGCUGCUCUGUCCAUCGUGUUUGUCCGACAAGACAGCGGAUCUCGUCCAAUGCGACAAGUGUAAAGUAGAAUAUCGGAACAUUGUUCCCCCGGAAUACGUUGGCUCCAUACGGAAGCUCUGCCAGGGUGUCGCCUGCGAGUAGCAUUUUCCCUACACACCUAGGGGAAUACGUGACAGUAAAGGCCGAACGACUGUCUCGAUAAGCAAGACAACAGGGUGCCGCGGCAGAGGUGACGGCGACGACGACAUCGCUGGAUGCGAGCAGGUGCCAAGAGUUUUA
Theileria equi strain WA is the source of this 697-nucleotide messenger RNA. RefSeq lists its product as hypothetical. Bases 20 to 559 code for a protein of 179 amino acids. The record is from RefSeq and is a predicted model, not a curated record. The transcript has 5 exons. Lineage: Eukaryota; Apicomplexa; Aconoidasida; Piroplasmida; Theileriidae.